Molecule: messenger RNA, 447 nt
Organism: Lepus europaeus (European hare)
Lineage: Eukaryota; Metazoa; Chordata; Mammalia; Lagomorpha; Leporidae
Gene: C3H6orf52
Product: chromosome 3 C6orf52 homolog
Exons: 4
Coding region: 1-447 (148 amino acids)
Biological process (GO): selenocysteine incorporation
Cellular component (GO): nucleus
Molecular function (GO): tRNA binding
Source: RefSeq, a predicted model, not a curated record
AUGGCUAGGUGGGAAAGUUUUGCAGGUUUGGGUGGAGCCCAGCAAAACGACCAUUACCGCUACUGGCAGAGUGUUUCCCCCGCUGUCAGGCUGACGCUGGAGUUCCAGUCGGGCCAGGGGCACCUCCAUAGCAGCUGGUGUGAGCGACAGCAUGGCGCCUAUGCUCUCCCUGGCUACAGCUAUGGCUGUGCAGUGGGCAGAAAUGGAUGCAGCCUCCUUUAUGCCUGUGAGAGCCCAGAAUCCACAGCUGGAGCUUCGGUUACACCCCAGGAAACCACAGCUGUGGCUGAAAACCAAGACGAAGACCCACUAGAAGAUCCCAAUCUUCAUUUGAAUAUUGAAGAAUUAAACAAACAAUUUAUGGCAAAAAGUGAAGAACUCUACGAUUCCCUCAUGAACUGUCACUGGCAGCCCCUGGAUAAGGUUGACUCCAGCAUCCCGAAGUGA